AUGUUUGCAAUGGAGUUUGCACAGCCUGACUACGACUGGGAUGAUGGUGCCUACCAAAACAGCAUCGAGUUCACAUUUAAAAAGAGCGUCUUCUUUGCUGAUAACUAUGUUGUCUGUCUUGGCUCUGGUAUUACCUCUUCAGGUAGCAGUAAGCACAUCACUCAGGUAUAUUCUUUUUACGUACAAUAUGAAUUAAAAUAUUUUAACAAGAAAAGGAAUUUAGUUACAUGUUAAUAAUUACUUAAAGGUUUGGCUGGUGUGGCUUCCAAUGAAGUCACAUUUUCAAGAAAAGGUAAUCAACGCCGAUUACUUCACCAUAUUGUUACAAAAGAGGAUCCCCAUUGGCGAUGCAUUUACUAUAGCCCUCGCGAAUCAACGACAGGUGAAGAUCGCUAGCGUUAGCCAAACAGAAAAGGCUACUGCAAGUUGGCGAGAUGUUGUAAUAUUUCAUUCAUUUGUCUUGUGCUUGUUUGUACUUUAUAGACCUCUUUGUUUCAAGACAAACUACUGGACCCGGACAAUCCAUCUUCAAUCUAUAUAAAACAGUCAUCACACUCCCUCAGUACAGACUUAACUAAACAGCCUUCUUUCUUUGACGGAGCGAACAAACCUUCAGCUUAUCUUCUUGAUGUGAAUGGUAAUUCUUGUCAUAAUUCAUGAUUGAACUCAUUUACCGCACAGACUGAAAGGAUGAUUAGAUAUCAAUUGACAAUUAAUAACAAACUUCCCCCUCAAAAAUUUCCAUUAUUUAUCGAAGUCUUGACUGUUGAAUAAAGGAGAAUAAAUCCGUCUAUUGAAUUUUUAUAUGGCAUAUUUAGACUGUCUGCCCAGAUACUUUUGGCGGGAAAAAAUUUAAAUCGAACUAUCAUGGAUAUCAAGUAACCUUGCCGUAGCAAAUACAAGGGAGGAAUGCUUGGGGGAAAAUAACUAUAUUUAUUAACCUACCAUUUGCUCAAAAGAGCGCUGACCCGAAAAAGCGACUCACUAAGCAGCAACAAAUAUAAGGGACAGUAGUCAUGCUUCAGCAAAAUUAACCCCAUUUUGGAUUUCCCUUGGAUUUCCCGCAUACUAAUUAAGUGCCUUCCCUUAAUUAAUAUGUAUAACGGUGGAGUCCAUGACGUCAGCCAUUGUUAUAACCUAGGGAAAAAGUGCCUUCCUCCAUACUAAUGAGGGUCUUCCUGCAUACUAAUUCGGUAUACGUUUACCAAUGAGCGUCUCUCUACUUUAAUAGAAACAAUAGGCUUGCCCGUUAAGUAACUUGAGCCUGGUUUGAACGUCUAUUAAAAGCAACAAUAGGAAUAAGAAAGCGAUCACCUAGCAACGCGAGAAACGGCUUCCAGAAGAGAGAUACCGUUAUAAAGACGUUAUUAAAAAACAAUUACAAAAAGAAUCAAAUACACGGCGAUUUCAAGCGGAUAGAAAUCAAUUCAUCUUCAAUUCAUCUUCCAAGUUACAUUGUGGAGUAUUUUAAAUUGCUUAUAUAAUAAUACGUCAAGGUCCUCCCUUGGGUCUUUCCUGUAGAGGUAAUUUGUAUUCAACUUUGGGCUUGCGAACUCGCAUAAUUAACUGACUAACGGUGCGUGAAACGCUGAGACUGUAAUAGUUUUUCUUUUCCUCGAGAUAGAUAGGAGAAAACGUCAGACAAAGUUGAAAUAGAGAGUUUUCAGUUCUAUUUUGUGUAUGUGUUUUGUUUAUAUAUAUCCGAGGUUUAGCUCUAAAUAAGAUAUAGGAAGCCGUUUCUCGCGUUGCUAGGUGAUCGCUUUCUUAUUCCUAUUUUUGCUUUUAUUAGACGUUCAAACCAGGCUCCAGUUACUUAACGGGCAAGCCUAGGCAAGCCUAUUGUUUCUAUUGAAGUAGAGAGACGCUCAUUAGUAAACGUAUACCGAAUUAGUAUGCAGGAAGACCCUCAUAAGUAUGGACAUAGUUAGUACUACUAACUAUGGUAUGGAGGAACGCACUUUUUCCCUAGGUUAUAACAAUGGGUGACGUCAUGGACUCGACCGUUAUACAUAUUAAUUAAGGGAAGGCACUUAAUUAGUAUGCGGGAAAUCCAAGGGAAAUCCAAAAUGGGGUUAAUUUUGCUGAAGCAUGACUACUAGGGACUUAUAACACCCGGAGAAAAAACCUCUCGGAGAAAAACAAACUCAUCCCACAGAAUGCGUCAACGCGGGCGUGCUCUCACCACUGUACUAGCCGUGCCCGAUCACGAUGAAUUUCUCUGAUUGUUCGUUCGUGUUUAAUACGUUUGUUACAGGAAAUGGUUAUUACAUUCCCAAAGCAACUGAACAAGGACUUAACGUUAAAGUCAGUCUCCAAACGUCCAGGAACCACAGAGGGAAAAAGGACACUUCAGCAAGAUAUGCAACAGCUUGGCUUGACCAUGGAGCAAAUGCAACGGCUAAGGGCUAUGAAUACGCAAUUCUUGUCGGCACCCAACUGAGUGAACUUCAGGUACUGAAUACGUUUAAUGUAAAAUAUAUAUCAGUUGUCAAGUAUCGUCCUCAUAAAUGUCUUUCCUCGUUGAAAAACCACAAUGUCAUUUUUUGAUCAAUUUAUUGGAAAAGAAAGUACUGUUGGCUUGCUUUUUUGCUUUUGUAGGCAUUUGCUACACAACAAACGGUGUAUGAAGUGAUCCACAAGGACAAUAAUGCUCACGCAGUUAAGUUUAAUAAUUUCCCGAGACAGAACGAAAAUCAGUGGGGAUAUGCAUUCUUCCACAAAUCUGCUCGCACUCCCGGUCCUGUAAGACGCGUUACCAAGGUAACUAUAUCAUAAUAGGUUUUACAGCCAUUGCCCUACUCGUAGCUUCGGGAAAGAUUUGAAAAGGACCCUGGGAGCAAGGCUGGUCCUUAAUUAAGGGAGCGCAUGAUCCAUUCACCAUCGCUUAUUAUAUCAACAAAACAAGUUUAUUAGAUGCAGCUUUGCACUUUGUCUUAGAAGAAAAUAUCCCUCUUGCCUUUAUCAGUUUAUUAUACAAAGUUAUUAUCUUUUUCCCACAGCAUCCGACUCUGGUGAUGUUUGAAGAAGACGACGAAAACAACGUGUACGUUUCUGUGUCGUAUCCAAAUUUAAAUUUCAACAUCAGUGAACCUUUGACAACCGGUAACCGAGUCAGUGGUCAGGAACGCUUCUACUCGGUCAGCACGCCAAUAGACAUUGAGGUAGGAAUAACGUAAUGCGUGCAAACCACUCAAUUUACAUAACUAACUCAUUUGUUCGCAAAAUGAAAAAUAAAUUGAUGAAUAAUUGAUUAAAACAAUGACAUAAGGCAAAGUGAAAAAAAACCCAGAAAACGGGGGACAUAGCUGCGGUGCUGGUUGUCAAUUUUUGCAGUCCUUUCCAAAAUUAAAGCAAUGAAAUGUUCAGUCACAAGGGAAAAAGGUAAAACUUGGCCUAGACGCACUGUUGAACUUUUGGUCAAAACUGGCGGAGGCAUGGAUUUGGAAAUGUUCACGCCAAAAAUGUCCAAGAAGAGCUUGGUGUUCAACGGGAUGUGGGAGGCGAUCUGUACCCCACCUACCCCUCCCUCCCUUUGGUUAUCGUUAGGCUGGGCUUCUCAUGUGUUUAAAAAGACAACAAUAACUCACUAACCUUAACCUAAUUUACCUGCUAGUGUAGACCACGUGACUUACCGAGUGCCGUCUUAUUUAAGUUCUUGCGGGAUUCUACAUCUACAUCUACAUCUACAUUUAUUAAGUUGAUAAAAUCUUGUAAGACAUCACAUCAACUUCUUUCUUUUUAGGUAUUGUACGAAAAGAUAGAGAUAAUUUAUUAAACCACAUUAUCUUUUCUUUGGUUAUUCUGUAUCAGGUGUUUUUCCCAAAAGACGUCGAGGUCAGUAUCGGUGAUGUCAGGGUGAAUGGUGAAAUUGUACCACAAGGUGAAAGAGGUGAUCAUGUAGGGGCCAUUCCAAGAGGAAUGGAUCCUAACAGCACAAAAUCACGUCGAAUCAAAUUCAAAGGUCUGUCUAAAGGAUUCAGUAAAGAAGUGAAACUCAGGAGACCUUCUAAAAAAGGCAAACAUUGA
Messenger RNA from Porites lobata, 4026 nucleotides. Lineage: Eukaryota; Metazoa; Cnidaria; Anthozoa; Scleractinia; Poritidae. The record is from the annotation of a GenBank genome assembly.